Molecule: messenger RNA, 484 nt
Organism: Anopheles funestus (African malaria mosquito)
Lineage: Eukaryota; Metazoa; Arthropoda; Insecta; Diptera; Culicidae
Product: lipopolysaccharide-induced tumor necrosis factor-alpha factor homolog
Exons: 2
Coding region: 165-446 (93 amino acids)
Molecular function (GO): zinc ion binding
Source: RefSeq, a predicted model, not a curated record
CAGUCAGAAUCGCUGUUUCCAGUACUUUGGAAGGAAAAAUAUCAACACAAUGAGACGGGCUUCGCAAAGACUUGCAGGAUUUUUAACACGUCAGUUAUUCAGCAUCGUUCCAAGAGAUCAGAACUGUUCUUUCACAUUGAAACACGAUUUCCAUUAAGCUUUCGAUGGAUAAAAUGGCAUCCGCUCCUCCUUACAUUCCUGCUACACGCGUAGUGUCAGCAACGACUGGACCUGAACCGGCCCAAGUUAUCUGCCCAGCUUGCCAUGCGGAGAUCGUUACGCAGAUUGAACAUCAGCCAAACACCAAAACGCACAUCUACGCUUUACUGCUGUGUUUGGCACUGUGCUGGCCCUGUGUCUGUCUUCCAUAUUGCUGCACCUCUUGCCGCGAUACCGUUCAUCGGUGCCCUCGCUGUAAAUCAUUUAUUGGUGUGUACCGGCGCUAAAGUUUGGCACAUUGCAGAUGCAUUAAACUGAUACCAAC